AGACGGAUAGCAACAUCUCCCUGCUCGGACGAGAGCUCGGAAGUCUGUUCCCUCUGUACGCCGAUCUUCCCGUUUCCAGUCGUUUCUUCAGGGUCGCUAUUGUUGUUGUUUGCUGUUCUCCGUUCACUUUAAGCUGACUGCGGGGCCGCGUUUCACAGGCACUUUACUUAUCAGCUCUCACUUUCUCCUCCUCGCUGUCUCCGCUGAGCUCGUGGCAGCACCGGCUGUUGUCGUGUCUCGCUUCUAUUAUCCUCUUGCCACGACCCUAUAUAUUCCCGGAUUUCUGCACUGCUCUUGAUCCAUGGCAUCACCAGCGCAAACAAGCCAGCGCCCCAAGGUCCAGCCUUGUCGGUACAAGACUGGCAAGACGCUAGGCGCCGGUUCUUAUUCUGUGGUUAAAGAAUGCGUGCACAUCGAUACGGGCCGUUACUAUGCGGCGAAGGUGAUCAAUAAACGCUUGAUGGCCGGGCGCGAGCACAUGGUCCGGAAUGAGAUCGCAGUGCUGAAGAGAGUAUCGAUGGGUCACCAAAACAUACUGACCCUAGUCGACUAUUUUGAAACCAUGAACAAUCUUUACCUGGUCACUGACCUUGCGCUCGGUGGAGAGCUCUUCGACCGUAUCUGCCGAAAAGGGAGCUACUACGAAUCCGACGCAGCGGAUCUCAUCCGUGCGAUCUUGUCUGCGGUUGCGUAUCUACACGAUCAUGGCAUCGUGCAUCGCGAUCUCAAGCCAGAAAACCUCCUGUUCCGGACUCCCGAGGACAACGCGGAUCUGUUAAUCGCAGACUUUGGCCUGUCUCGGAUCAUGGACGAGGAGCAGUUCCACGUGCUCACCACGACAUGUGGUACGCCUGGGUACAUGGCACCCGAGAUCUUCAAGAAAAGCGGCCAUGGAAAACCAGUAGAUAUCUGGGCCAUUGGUGUCAUCACCUACUUCUUACUCUGCGGCUAUACCCCCUUCGACCGCGACUCCAACCUGGAAGAGAUGCAGGCCAUCCUUGCAGCCGACUAUUCCUUCACGCCCCUUGAAUACUGGCGCGGCGUCUCGCCCGAGGCGCGCGAUUUCAUCAAACGCUGCCUAACCAUCGACCCCGCCGCGCGAAUGACGGCCCACGCCGCCCUGCAACAUGCCUGGGUCAACCCGCCCUACGACACCGACGUCGACAAGUUCGGCUCGGGCGAGGAUCUCCUGCCGACGGUGAAGAAGAACUUCAACGCACGACGCACGCUCCACAAGGCCAUCGACACGGUGCGGGCCAUCAACAAGCUCCGCGAGGGAGGAGGGCUCAUGAUGGACGGCGUGAUGAGCGUCGACCCCAAGCCCGAACGCGUCGUUGGGAACGACGUCUACGAGGAACAGCAGUAUCCUCUCCAGCACCAGGGAGACCGUGCCGAUCACGACGGGGACAUGGAAAUCGACGGACGGGGCAAUGCCCGCGGGCAGACGGAGGAGCAGAUUCGGGCCCAAGAACGUAAGGUCAAGGAGACGGUGGCGGGGCUGUGGAGCAAAUCUGCGAAGAGAUGAUAUAUGCAUUGAUCACAUGUUUCGUGUCUGUCGGAUGCUCAAGAUAGCCUAGAUACCAUCUUUUCGUUGCUUCCUCGCUUAUUCCCUUGCUUCUUGGCUGAUAUAUAUUGAUGUCUGUGUGGUCGAUCCUACAAAUAUAAUCCUACCAAUAUACGUACGAUGUUUCGAG
Aspergillus fijiensis CBS 313.89 is the source of this 1694-nucleotide messenger RNA. RefSeq names its product serine/threonine-protein kinase. Gene Ontology annotation, biological process: protein phosphorylation; cellular response to oxidative stress. The transcript has 4 exons. Bases 302 to 1525 code for a protein of 407 amino acids. Gene Ontology annotation, molecular function: calcium/calmodulin-dependent protein kinase activity; calmodulin binding; ATP binding. NCBI's taxonomy places the organism in Eukaryota, Fungi, Ascomycota, Eurotiomycetes, Eurotiales, Aspergillaceae. The record is from RefSeq and is a predicted model, not a curated record.